UCGCUCCGCCCGUCAUUUCACAUUUGCGCCUUUGGCGUCGCGACAACCGGACUUGUUGCGCUCGGUGAUUCUUGCAUAUCGCGCGCGCCAACCGUAACGUCUCCCGUGAGACGGCGUGCGUUGUGACCGUCCACAAUAAUCUCCGUGGUGUAAAAAUAAAGCCGUCGACAGACGGCGGCGUCCCAAGUUAUAUUUAAAUGAUAGCACGGACACGGUGCUGGGCUCGCUCCGAACGAUCGCCGACGACAUGAGACUGAAAAGCGUGGGUAUACACUGCGAGUGCUCAGGCCCCAGCGCUUGCCCUGAUGGUACCGCCAACAGCACCUGCCUCACGCAGCCCGGCGGAUACUGCUUCGUAGCUGUAGAAGAAGUGCUCGAUGAAAAUGGCUAUGUGGUGCAGGACCGCACCUCGGGCUGUCUGCCGCCAGACGAGUCCGGGUUCAUGCAAUGCAAAAGUAGUCAAGUACCGCAUCAGCAUCCCAAAGCGAUCAAAUGCUGCGAGUCAGAUUUCUGUAAUAGAGAGCUGUACCCGCAGCUGCCAGAACCUCCUCCCGACGUGACGGAAACACCAACAGGCAUACACUCAUCCCUUUCCGCCAAUUCCACAAUUUUCGUUGCGGCCGCCUUGUGCUUGGCGCUAGUAGGCUUCGUGGCUGCGUUUCUACUGCUAUUCAGACGACGUAGACGCGGUUGCAAACGACCGCCAACGCCACCGGCGCCGUCACAUCACGCAGAGAUCUCAUCCGGCUCCGGCUCUGGUCUGCCGCUCCUCGUGCAAAGAACUGUGGCCAAACAAAUACAAAUGGUGGAGUCUAUAGGCAAAGGACGCUAUGGCGAAGUCUGGCUGGCGAACUGGCGAGGCGAGAAGGUGGCCGUAAAAGUAUUCUUCACCACCGAGGAAGCGUCGUGGUUCCGAGAAACUGAAAUAUAUCAAACGGUCCUCAUGCGUCACGAGAAUAUCCUCGGGUUUAUAGCUGCAGACAUCAAAGGCAAUGGCUCAUGGACGCAGAUGUUACUUAUCACGGAUUACCACGAGAACGGGUCUCUACACGACUACCUGCAAACUGUUGUUCUGGAUACGCAUAGCUUAGUGACGAUGGCAUUCUCGAUAGUAAGCGGAUUGGCGCACCUUCACAUGGACAUAUUCGGAACUAAGGGCAAGCCGGCCAUAGCGCACCGUGACAUAAAGAGCAAGAACAUCCUCGUCAAACGCAACGGGCAGUGUGCCAUCGCGGACUUUGGUCUCGCGGUGCGCUUCGUAGCGGAACAGAACGAGGUGGACAUAGCGCCGAACACUCGUGUCGGCACGCGGCGGUACAUGGCGCCCGAGGUGCUCGACGAGAAGCUGGACGUCACGAACUUCGAAGCGUUCAAAACGGCGGAUAUGUACUCGCUAGGAUUGGUGUUAUGGGAGAUGUGCCGGCGAUGCGCCAGCGGAGACAAGGGCCAGUACGUAGAGGCGUACGCGCUCCCCUACCACGAAUACGUGCCGUCAGAUCCAUCGUUCGAGGACAUGCAUGCAGUAGUGGUGGCGAAGAACGUUCGGCCGCCGAUCCCCGCGCGGUGGAUGGCGACGGAGCCCCUGUCGGCGCUGGUGACGGUGAUGUCGGAGUGCUGGCACGCCAACCCUCCCGUGCGGCUGACGGCGCUCCGCGUCAAGAAGACCCUCGUGAAAUACGUGACCGACACGCAUGUGAAGCUAGUGUGACCGUUAUAAUGUGUGUACUGUUCCUGUAAAUACGUACUGUGAGUACCUACUCGCUGUGUCGGACGGUGCGGCUGCCGGGGCGCGACUAGGCUACGUUCAAAGUUAAGUUCCUCAAUAUUCUAUUUAUUUUUACGUGAUCAAACAUACCCAUAGCUGUAACGGCCAUCGAUGUAAAUUCAGACUGACCACCGUUUCGUUUAAAUCUCAGUAUUGUUAAGUUUGUACAGGUGAGCGGCUCGGACUGGACCUAUAGAUAAGUAGACGCCUACCAGUGAAACUAUUGUGUUUAUUUUCAGCGCACUCGUGAAAACUGUUCAGUUUGAAUCUCUCUGAUAUAAGGAAACUUUCGGAUUUGGUUUGUUCAUUGGACUUAUUUUAUUUUAUGAUUGUUAUGUAGAAUACUAAAGGAUUUUAUAAUGAAAAUUUAUUGUCUUCCGUUUUGAUAAGCAAUACGAAGUGUUCGUGUUGAGGCAGCUUUUGAAAUACUCUGGUUAUGUUUUAUUAUGUUUGUGUAUUAUUAGCCGGUACUGCGCGGUACAUAUGUACGAUAACAAACAUUGAGCGUGUUGUAUUGUGAUAUAUUGACAAUAAGAUGCAGAUGCCUUAAAUUACAAAGUGUACGAACCAUACAAAAUUAUAGUCCCAGUUUAGUGUGUGUGGCGUUAAAGGCUCACUAAUAGCGGAGACGCGGAUUUUCCUCACUUCUCUAAGUGGCGAGAGUCGCUAAUACAUGUCGCUGUAGUUAAAUUUUGAUGCAUAGAGAAAGGAGCGUACAAUAUCGAAAACCCAACGGCAUUGUUGUCAAGUUUCAGAAGUAAGUUGUAAUUAUGAAAUAAAAGAAAGUUAUAAAAGAUGAAAGAAGUUAUAAGUGCUUUAAUAGUAAUUUAAUAACUAAAAUGUUACAUGAACAUGAAAAACUUUUUAUUUCUUUCAAAAACAAUUCCAUUUCAAUAAUAUAUUGUUGGGACGACCUAGUAAGAAAAGCAAAGACUGCGUCAGGGGUAUCCUGCUCUUACAUAUAUGUGAUUUCAAAUAGAAAAAUUUUGUCAUGAAUUUCCUACAAUAGAAUAUAUACAAAUAUUGUUUUCUAUAUAUACAAAUAUAUAGAAAACAAUUAUCAUGCAAUAACAUUCUGAAAUCACUAAACAAUUGGAUUAGGGAAUAUUGCCUUUGUAAUUUUACCUAAAGGUUAUGCAGGCAGUGAGUUUCUUUUGUAUACAUUAUUGUGCAAUAUUUACAUAGCAUAAAAUGAAGUCACUUUCGCUGUCUGUUCGCUUAGACCUUUUAAACUACGUAACGGAUUUUAAUGCAGUUUUUAUCAUAUAUAGAUAUCAUAGGUAGAGUGAUUCAAGAGGAAGGCUUAUAUGUAAAGAAAAGUUUACUUUGAAAAAGAAUGCCGGCAUAGUUUGAGUUUUCGAUAAUGAACACUGCAUAUAUCUUCGCAAUUAGUGAAGCCGUGUCAGUAGAGACAUUGCAGUUCUGUAUACACAUAUGAUCGUACUUAAUGUCGAAUAGAAGACUUAUUUGUGUGUGAGUAUUCAACAUAUGCGCAGUGUCUUAUGAGGAUGCCUUCGCCACGUUUAGUAUUAAUUAACACGGUUUAUUUGUUGUCAUGCACUUGGUCUGCCGGGUAACGAAUAAUGCAGAAUUAUGUGCCUUAUUUCUCAAA
Achroia grisella is the source of this 3377-nucleotide messenger RNA. RefSeq names its product bone morphogenetic protein receptor type-1B (gene tkv). Gene Ontology annotation, biological process: protein phosphorylation; BMP signaling pathway; dorsal/ventral pattern formation. The transcript is spliced from 3 exons. Gene Ontology annotation, molecular function: transforming growth factor beta receptor activity, type I; ATP binding; SMAD binding. The record is from RefSeq and is a predicted model, not a curated record. Gene Ontology annotation, cellular component: plasma membrane; signaling receptor complex. Lineage: Eukaryota; Metazoa; Arthropoda; Insecta; Lepidoptera; Pyralidae. The coding region runs from base 248 to 1708 and encodes 486 amino acids.